AAUUAAAAGGGAGAAGGAGAAUGCAACCCAGCUCAUCCCUUUGCAAGUUGCAUUCUGAGUAGAAAUCUUGGAUCAAUUGUAAUGUAGAAAUCAGGCAUCAAAUUGUGUAUUUUCAUUGUCCAAUGUGUCCUCUUGUGCUUCUCCUACCGAUGAGGGAAUGUGGGAGGUUUCAAUACAGCAUUGGUUAUGUCGAACUUGUGUUGAUUUGCAACUUGACUGGCGUAGUAGACCGAUUGCCUGGAUCGGAGACUCCUCACAUCGGCCACACUUUAUCUCACAGAGCUAUGGCAAACAACACCUUUGUUGUCAAAUGUCUGAGGCAGCCUCUGCAUUCCAGUCUUCGUUGUAGUGCAAGCUCCAAUCUUUCAAACAGCUCGCUAGGCUUCUUGUCCGAAGUUGAUCUGGUUUGGAGUGGCUUUCAGAUUUCAUGUUUUUGCAAUCUCUGCUUGUUUUGUUUCAAGACUGGGCGUUUUGGCAAAUGAUGUAUCCAGGGUGUAUGCAAUCAGAGUAUGGGGAUGUCAUGUGUAAUGGCUCAAAUGGUGGAACUGUCUUUAAGUUCAAAGAAGAAGCAGCUUUUCUUGCUGGAAAAGAUGGCAUGGAAGGGCAAUGUGCCGCCAGUGGUGAAUACAUCUGCACCUCUGCCAGACACCAAUCCAGCGAACAAAAAUGCACCCAUUUCUGCAAAGUCAGUAUAUAUUGCCGUUUUACUGGACAUUGGUGCGCGGUGCAGCGUGGAAUCACUGGAAUCAGAAAUCUCAUUCAGAGUUUUUCAUAAAUCGAUGAUGUGGUGACGUUGGAAAGAGUAGCUGUAGAGUAUAUGUAGACCUAGGAUUUUUUCAUUGUAUAUCAUAUUUCUGUCAACUGCUGACGUCUAUUACAGUUGGGAUUGCAGCAUGACGGGCAUUUACCAGUGGUUGGAAUGAACAAGUUAGAUAUUCGGUGCACAACGUUCGCACAUCUCUGGUAUACUUGUUGGUGCACGCAUAAUGAAUUGGUUUGCUACCCCAUCUCACUGUUCACUGUGGGAUGCUAUCGGCAAAAACACCAUCAUGUUA
Molecule: messenger RNA, 1055 nt
Organism: Physcomitrium patens
Lineage: Eukaryota; Viridiplantae; Streptophyta; Bryopsida; Funariales; Funariaceae
Source: RefSeq, a predicted model, not a curated record